AAGGCGUGUCUUCCUCCAUCAUCUCUCCUCCCAUCACCCUCACCCGACGCCUCUGUGCAUCAAAUUGAACAGCAAUCAUGUCGUCUGAAAUUCCAGCUGCCGAGACUGCGGGCGAUGAAGUCUUCCAGGGCGCCAUCGGUAUCGACCUGGGUACCACCUACUCAUGCGUUGGCUGGUGGGUCAACGAGCGUGUGGAGAUCAUCGCCAACGACCAGGGAAACCGCACCACACCUUCUUACGUUGCCUUCACGGAGUCUGAGCGUCUUAUCGGCGAUGCCGCCAAGAACCAGGCCGCCAUGAACCCGAGGCAGACUGUCUUUGACGCCAAGCGUCUCAUUGGUCGCCGUUUCGAUGACCCAGAUGUCAAGAAGGACAUGACCCACUGGCCUUUCACCGUCAUCGACAAGGACGGCUCGCCUUUCAUCGAGGUCGAGUACCUUGGCGAGAAGAAGCAGUUCAGCCCUCAAGAGAUCUCCAGCAUGGUCCUGACCAAGAUGAAGGAGAUUGCAGAGGCUAAGAUUGGCAAGGAGGUUAAGAAGGCAGUCGUCACUGUUCCGGCAUACUUCAACGACUCCCAGAGGCUUGCUACCAAGGACGCCGGUGCCAUUGCCGGUCUUGACGUCCUCCGUAUCAUCAACGAGCCCACUGCGGCCGCCAUUGCUUACGGUCUCGACUCGAAGUCUUCCACCGAGAAGAACGUUCUGAUCUUUGACCUGGGCGGAGGCACUUUCGAUGUCUCGCUUCUCAACAUCACCGGCGGUGUCUUCGCCGUCAAGGCGACCGCUGGUGACACGCACUUGGGUGGUGAGGACUUCGACAACUCGUUGCUUGAUCACUUCAAGAAGGAGUUCGAGCGCAAGCACAAGCUGGACAUCUCAGGCGACCCCCGUGCCACCCGUCGUCUCCGCAGCGCCUGCGAGCGUGCGAAGAGGACCCUUUCUAGCGUCACUCAGACCACCGUCGAGGUUGACUCGCUGUUCCAGGGUGUGGACGCUUCGUUCCAAAUCACCCGUGCCCGUUUCGAGGAGAUCAACGCAGCCGCUUUCAAGAGCACUAUCGACCCGGUCGCCAAGGUCCUCAAGGACGCCAAGAUGUCUUCCGAGAAGGUCGACGACAUUGUCCUCGUCGGUGGCUCCACCCGUAUCCCCAAGAUCCAGUCGCUCGUCUCAGAGUUCUUCGGUGGCCGCCAGUUGAACAAGUCGAUCAACCCUGAUGAGGCUGUCGCAUACGGUGCUGCCGUUCAGGCUGCUGUCCUGACCAACCAGACCUCUGACAAGACUCAGGACCUGCUCUUGCUCGACGUUGCCCCGCUCUCGCUCGGUGUUGCCAUGCAAGGCGAUGUCUUUGGUGUCGUUGUCCCCAGGAACACCCCCAUCCCCACCAACAAGACUCGUGUCUUCACCACCGUUGAGGACAACCAGACCCAGGUCACCUUCCCCGUCUACGAGGGAGAGCGCACGCAGUGCAAGGACAACCGCUUGCUCGGCGAGUUCGAGCUCACUGGUAUCCCGCCCGCGCCACGAGGCACGGUUGAGCUGCUCACCACUUUUGAGGUCGACGCCAACGGUUUGCUCAAGGUCACCGCGCAAGAGAAGACGUCCGGUCGCAAGGCGAACAUCACCAUCACCAACUCGGUCGGCAGGCUGUCCAGCACGGAGAUCGAGCAGAUGAUCAAGGACUCAGAGAACUUCAAGGCUUCCGACAAGGAAUUCCAGGCGCGCCACGACGCCAAGAACGACCUCGAAGCGUACGUCCACCAGGUCGAGGGCACCGUCAGCAGCCCGAACGCCAACUUCAAGCGCGCGCAGAAGAUCCAGGUCGAGCAGGAGCUCGCGAAAGCCCUCGAGGUUCUCGAGCUCGACGACGCCAAGGCGGACGACUUCCGUCGCGCCUCGCUGCGCCUCAAGCGGUCCGUGCAGAAGGCUAUGGCCGGCAGCAGGUAAAUUUUUCAAUCCAUUCUGGAACUCUUCACCUGCCGCUUGCACCUCCCUGGGCGCUGCCCCAGCCUCUCUCGCCUGUCAUUUGUACUCGUACCUCACGCAAAAUUACACAGUGCAUGUGCCCACCUUA
Messenger RNA from Tilletiaria anomala UBC 951, 2070 nucleotides. Its product is annotated as putative SSB2-heat shock protein of HSP70 family, cytosolic. NCBI's taxonomy places the organism in Eukaryota, Fungi, Basidiomycota, Exobasidiomycetes, Georgefischeriales, Tilletiariaceae. Gene Ontology annotation, molecular function: ATP-dependent protein folding chaperone; ATP binding; heat shock protein binding. The transcript has 3 exons. Gene Ontology annotation, biological process: cellular response to unfolded protein; protein refolding; vesicle-mediated transport. Gene Ontology annotation, cellular component: nucleus; cytoplasm; cytosol. The record is from RefSeq and is a predicted model, not a curated record. Bases 78 to 1943 code for a protein of 621 amino acids.